Molecule: messenger RNA, 1653 nt
Organism: Kalmanozyma brasiliensis GHG001
Lineage: Eukaryota; Fungi; Basidiomycota; Ustilaginomycetes; Ustilaginales
Product: WD40 repeat
Exons: 1
Coding region: 1-1653 (550 amino acids)
Cellular component (GO): Set1C/COMPASS complex
Molecular function (GO): protein binding
Source: RefSeq, a predicted model, not a curated record
AUGAACGCGCAACUCCUCAACCCGUUCACCAUCGAGAUCCCCGACUCGGUCUCCUCGACGCUCUCCACGGCCGAAUGCAGCACGCUCCUCUUCAACCACGGCCGCUCCACCCUUUCCGGCCAGUACCUCGCCGUCGGUCGUUCGGACGGCUACAUCACCGUCUGGGACAUCGAGACCCGAUCCGUGCUUCGGUUGCUCUCCGGUCACGUCCGUGCGGUGACAGGGUUGGCGUGGAGUACGUACAACCGGUACCUGGCGAGCUGUUCCAACGACUGGAAUGUCAUCGUUUGGGAUCUGAAGGCGAAGAGUGCGGGUGGAGCGGCGAUGAGAGAUCCACCAGGUGUGGGAAGGGAGGGGAUGAAUGGAGAUGGAACGAUGGAUGCAAGACUGCCAUUUGCAAGCGAGAGGAAGACGACGAUACGCUUCGACUGCGCCGUGUCGUCGGUCCAGUUCGCGCCGGAUAGCAGCAGACGGUUGCUCGUGGUGCUCGCGUCUCAGGAGGCGUUUCUGGUGGAUCUUCAGGAGCGAGUUCGAUUGCGACGUAGAAAGGGCGCGCAGGUCGAGGUGGAAGAUGUGCACUCCGCGCCCCGGCGUAUACCUCUGAUCGGUACCACAACAAAGCCUUCCUCGUCAGAAGAGGAAGCGGAAACCUCAACACCAGCCGGCAUCACAGCAGCCCGUUACACGCCCGACUCGCGCUUCGUUGUCGCCGGAACCUCCAAGGGCUCCCUUCUCAUCUUUGACGCCAUCUCAGGCGAGUUGCUGGACGAGCAAAAAGUCCUCUCGACCAGCUCAGGCGUCAAGGAGCUAUCCUUCGAUUCGGCCGGACGAUACCUCGUGGUCAACUGCAACGAUCGUGCACUACGUCUUCUCCACGUCUCUACCACCACUUCAACCACCUCGGAAGAGGGGCGGCCUGCAAAACGCUCUCGAACCUCCCUGAACCUGACACUCGUCCACAAGAUUCAAGACAUGAUCCAACGCACCGCCUGGAACAAUAUCGGCUUCAGCCCUUCAUCCGACUACAUCUUUGCCGGUGCUGCGCACAAGGCGUCUCAUAACGUCUAUGUUUGGGACCGAACCUCUUCUACUUUGUCGAAAAUCCUGGAAGGGCCGAAGGAUUGGAGUAUCGGCGUGGAUUGGCAUCCGAACAGACCGAUGCUCGCGAGUGCCAGCAACACAGGCGCGAUCUACGUGUGGUUUACCCCGAGCGAGGAGAUUUGGUCUGCGUACGCUCCAGGGUUUGAGGAGCUGGAGGAGAACGAGGAGUACGAGGAGCGCGAGGAUGAGUUUGAUUUUAUCGAUGGGAAGGAGGGGAGGGAUAGGAUGCGGAUGGUGGAGGAGGAGGCGGCGGAUGUGCGGGUGCGGGUGGAGGGGAGAAGCGUGCGGACAGGGGUGGAGAUGCGGGUGGUGGAGGAGCUGCUGGAGAUGGGGGUGGAGGAGAGAGAGGGGGCGGUGGGGAGAGCGCUGCAGAUGGUGGUGAGCAGGUUAGGGGAGCUGUGCCAGGAUUCGGGGUGGGUAGCAGCGACAGGGGCAGAGGGACAGGAGAGGAUGCUGGAGUUUGUGGUGUUGGACGACGACGAUAGCGAUACAUUCGUCAUUCCGCCUCGUCUCGAGAUCGACUAUUCCGACUUUCACGACGAUCACUUUUAG